ACUCCGGCGUUGUGGAAUCACAGUGCUCUCUGAUUCAGACACGGGGAGCCUGAACCACCCGACGCUGAGAUCCUAAGGUCCCGUUUCUCAGCCCCAAAGGAGUCUAAGGCUUUGCGGAUGGGCACGAGGAACUGUCGGGAGAGCCUGAUAGGCCAGUAGCUGACUGUUGAUCACCUCCCCCUUAGCCAUGGACACCCCUGGCUAUCUUUCAUCAGUGUUCCCAACCUUGGACCCCAGGAAUACCUCCUUGGCCUGGCCCCUGGACACUAUCCUGGGAAACACUACCGUGGGCCCAAGCCCGGAGGGCCUGACCGUCAGCGGCAUUCUGAUCCCGCUGGUCUACCUGGUGGUGUGCGUGGUGGGCCUGCUGGGCAACUCGCUGGUGAUUUACGUGGUCCUGCGGCAUACGACCAGCUCUUCGGUGGCCAACGUCUACAUCCUCAACCUGGCGCUGGCCGACGAACUCUUCAUGCUAGGACUGCCCUUCCUGGCUGCCCAGAAUGCCCUGUCCUAUUGGCCUUUUGGUUCCCUCAUGUGCCGCCUGGUCAUGGCCGUGGACGGCAUCAACCAGUUCACCAGCAUCUUCUGCCUCACCGUCAUGAGCGUGGACCGCUACCUGGCCGUGGUCCACCCCACGCGCUCGGCUCGCUGGCGCACGGCCCCCGUGGCCCGUGCGGUCAGCGCGGCCGUCUGGGUGGCCUCGGCCGUGGUGGUGCUGCCCGUGGUGGUGUUCUCGGGCGUGCCCCGCGGCAUGAGCACCUGCCACAUGCAGUGGCCGGAGCCCGCGGCUGUGUGGCGAGCUGGCUUCAUCAUCUACACGGCCGCGCUGGGCUUCUUCGGGCCGCUGCUGGUCAUCUGCCUCUGCUACCUGCUGAUUGUGGUGAAGAUGCGCUCGGCCUCGCGGAGGGUGCAGGCGAUGCCGGGCCAGUGGGUGCAGACGCCUGCGGGCCAGCGGCGGCGGCGCUCUGAGCGCAGGGUCACGCGCAUGGUGGUGGCCGUGGUGGCGCUCUUUGUCCUCUGCUGGAUGCCCUUCUACGUGCUCAACAUCGUCAACGUGCUGUGCCCUCUGCCCGAGGAGCCUGCCUUCUUCGGCCUCUACUUCCUGGUGGUGGCGCUGCCCUACGCCAACAGCUGCGCCAAUCCCAUCCUCUACGGCUUUCUCUCCAACCGCUUCAAGCAGGGUUUCCGCAGGGUCCUGCUGCGACCUUCCCGCCGCGUACGCAGCCUGCAGCCCGCUGCCCCUCCGGAAAAGACGGAGGAGGAGGAGGAGGAGGAGGAGGAGGAGGAAGAGGCAGAGGAGGAGGGGAAGUCUUGGAGACGGAAGGACAUAAAAAGAAGUCGGGUCAGCCAGAUCGCACAGCCUGGCACCAGUAGGCAGGAGCCGCGGCCCAGCCCUGCCGCGGCGACGCGGCAACAGUUGCCACCCUGGGUGGUGGCGGCGGCGGCGGCGCGGGAGAAGCCCAGGGCUGUGCGCACGAGCUGCCUGUAG
Jaculus jaculus (lesser Egyptian jerboa) is the source of this 1489-nucleotide messenger RNA. RefSeq names its product somatostatin receptor 3 (gene Sstr3). The record is from RefSeq and is a predicted model, not a curated record. Gene Ontology annotation, cellular component: neuron projection; membrane. Gene Ontology annotation, molecular function: somatostatin receptor activity; neuropeptide binding. Lineage: Eukaryota; Metazoa; Chordata; Mammalia; Rodentia; Dipodidae. Bases 188 to 1489 code for a protein of 433 amino acids. The transcript has 2 exons. Gene Ontology annotation, biological process: neuropeptide signaling pathway.